Molecule: messenger RNA, 1281 nt
Organism: Melanotaenia boesemani (Boeseman's rainbowfish)
Lineage: Eukaryota; Metazoa; Chordata; Actinopteri; Atheriniformes; Melanotaeniidae
Product: G2/M phase-specific E3 ubiquitin-protein ligase-like
Exons: 12
Coding region: 1-1281 (426 amino acids)
Molecular function (GO): ubiquitin-protein transferase activity
Source: RefSeq, a predicted model, not a curated record
AUGCCCAAAGCCCAGUGUACGUCCUGCCAGAAAAUGGUGCCACUUCAGAUUCUUCCAGUGCACAUCAAGGAAUGUAAAAGAGAACUUGUAGAUUUGUGUCAUUCUGCUGAAGAGCAAAGUUGCGAGGAACAUGAAGAUGAAUUCACAGAUUCCAAAUGCAACCAGUCAGAUCAGACAGCUGAAUGUCCUGUGUGCAACAAUGCAUUUCAAGUUGGCAUCAUUGAAGUCCAUGCAGCCACAUGUGGAUUGCGACCUUCAGAAAAUGACAGCGAUGAAUCAAGUGGAUCAGGGGCAGUGGGUAAAAUCAGUACCUUUCAAAGUACAGAGGAAAUCUUGGAUUGGAUUACUCAUCAAGUAAAUGAAACGGAUACAUUUUCCAUCUGUGUUUCACGAACUGACCUCUUCAGCAGAGGCAUGCAUCAGUGGCAACGGCAGAAGAAGACAUCGCCAAAGUCUAGACUUAAGGUCACGUUCUUUGGGGAGGCAGGCAUUGAUACUGGUGCCCUUAGCCGGGAAUUUCUCACAGAAAUGCUGGCAGAGGUUGAAAACAGACUCUUUGCUGGAGGAUCAGAUAAGAAAGGGAAGAAUCCUGUUUAUUGUCUCAACAGUUUGAACUCAAACUACUUCAGGAGUGUGGGAGAGAUGAUGGCAGCUAGCCUGGCACAAGGUGGACCUUGCCCCAACUUUUUGCGCGAGUGGUGCUUCAAAUAUCUCUGCACCGGUGAUUCUGACAGUAUACAAGUGUCUGCCAGUGAUGUAACAGAUUUCGAACUGUCACAGCUUAUUGAGAGGAUAAACAGCGCUGGACAUGACAACAUCAGUGACUUGGUUGAUGAUAUUGUGACCUGUGGCUACACCGGAAUCGUGUCUAUGGAAAAAAGACACUCCAUGAUAAGAACUGUUGUACUACACUCAACCAUGAGACUCAUCCCGAUGCUGGACCAGCUCAGAAAAGGCCUUGAGCUGUAUGAUCUACCAAAAAUCAUGAAGACCCAUCAAGACCUUUUCCUACCACUGUUUGUUCCUGGGGAAGAUCAUGAGCCAGAUGCAACCUUCCUCCUGGAGAGGAGUCGUCCUGUCUUCAGUGAGAUAGGUUCUGCCAAGCAUCAAAAAGAAGUAAAGAUUAUGAACUUUCUCCAAGACUACCUUCAAGAAAUAGAGGAUUCUGAACAAGAGGGCUCCAGCAACGACGGUGGCAUUCCAGGAGGUUGGACUGUAGGCCACAUCAUGCAGUGGAUGACUGGACAACAACACAAGCCUGUUCUGCCAAGAGCACACUGA